Messenger RNA from Bactrocera dorsalis (oriental fruit fly), 1662 nucleotides. RefSeq lists its product as uncharacterized. The transcript has 4 exons. The record is from RefSeq and is a predicted model, not a curated record. Bases 967 to 1662 code for a protein of 231 amino acids. NCBI's taxonomy places the organism in Eukaryota, Metazoa, Arthropoda, Insecta, Diptera, Tephritidae.
UUUAUUUUGUCGCAGUACAAAUCAACCAAAACUGUUUGUUUACAAUUUUUGUAGUGUCUAUAUCAGCUUUGAUAAUAACAGAUUUCCAGUGCUGACUAGUAUUUUUCCAGUGCUGACAAGUAGAUUGCGCAAAAUCAGAGUCGCACGGACAGAUUUAGCGAGGAUCAGUUUCAAAUCAUUUCAAUGAAGUGAUUUGGAACUGUCAUUUUUGUAUGGCGAAAUCUUGAUAAAUUUUUAAGAUUAGUGGGAUAAUCCAUUCAGCAGCCGAAAUCGUGUGAUUAAGUGUCGGUCUGAACAUAGUAUAAGGGGUAUUGGGGGUACAAAUUUGCAAGUACACAACUAAAUGAAUUGUUUUGUUUGUGAAAACGGGGUGUCAUUAUCUUUAAUUGUUGUUAAUUUAUUUAAUGUUGUUAUGUUUAUAUAAUAUAAAAUAUGUGCGUCAAUAUAUUUAAUAAUAUUGAAUGCUAAACUGUUUUUGGUUUUCACAUAAAAUAAAACGAAAAAUAUGUUCUUCUGGUAACCGUGUUAUUUAUAUCUUACGACAGUUUUUAGUGACCGACUUAUGCCGGUAUUCUGCUUGUCACAGUUGUCUCAUGUCUCUAAUUGAGACAAUCGUAAUUUAGUGACUCUGUUAGUCAGGAUGUCUCAUUUUGGUAUUCUGGCAGAUACAGUCUCAAAAAUAUUCACCAAAUAGUAUGGUGGAAAGAAGGGCAGCAAUCAGCUGUUUAGUUUAGCUGAUUAGAGAUGAGUGCAAGUGCACAAUCGUAAUGUAUGAAACGAUUGCAUGCAAUUAGUUUUUUUUUCAUAAGAUUUCAGCAGUAAAACUUCUUCUUAAUAAUUGCACAGUACAAUUAUUGAAAACUAAUACUGAAAUAGUUUAUAAUAAAUGCUUAACAUAUGCAUUUUAUCUGAAUCAAUUGUUAAGUAAAUAUGAAAAAAUUUAACAACUCAGUUAUCGAUUAACACAUGUGUUCAUCCUUAUAUUUGAUAAUAAUGGAAAAGGAAGAUCAUAAUAAAGUGUCACGCACCUCGAAGGAGCAAAUAGAGUGCUACCUUAACUUUGUGCGGGUUCACCCGGAAAUAAAGUUGCACAAAAACGAUCCUUCGCGGCCGAAAAGAAUGGAGGAGCUUUGGGCGGAACUCUCCGCGCAAUUAAAUGCCCUAAAAGGGCCCACCCGGAACCCCAUCAAAUGGAGAGAGAAUCUGACCCAUUGGAAAAACCAAGUAAGGUCACGCGCAAGGAAAGCCAAGGCGCACAAGCUGGUGACAGGUGGCGGUCCCAGCUCAACAAUUGAGCUCUCUGAAACGGAGCAGAGAGCGUUGGAUACAUUGGGGUCAGUCGCUGUUGAUGGGUUGACUGAUGUACCAGCUAUUGGCACAGAGGAAGAAGUAGUAUUCACAGCUGCACCAUCGCCCCUGAAUACGACUUCGGAUGCGUCCAAUGACGGCACUCCGUCAUCGUCUCGCAGAAAAAAAAUGACGACGGACGAAAUGUUCCGGAAUUAUAUGGAUCUGAUGAAAGGGAAAGCCGAGGAGGAAAGAGAUUUCCGUAUUAAAACGUUAGAUUCAAUUAAUAAACACACGGAGUCUAUCAAUAAUUUAGCGGCAGCGAUGGUGUCGCUUGCUCAAACGAUUGUGAAAACAACAGAAGACAAAAAGUGA